Micropterus dolomieu (smallmouth bass) is the source of this 2145-nucleotide messenger RNA. RefSeq names its product solute carrier family 31 member 1 (gene slc31a1). Gene Ontology annotation, biological process: copper ion transmembrane transport. Bases 94 to 699 code for a protein of 201 amino acids. NCBI's taxonomy places the organism in Eukaryota, Metazoa, Chordata, Actinopteri, Centrarchiformes, Centrarchidae. The transcript has 5 exons. Gene Ontology annotation, molecular function: copper ion transmembrane transporter activity. Gene Ontology annotation, cellular component: membrane. The record is from RefSeq and is a predicted model, not a curated record.
AUUGGCUGCUGAUCUCUCUCUCUCUCUCUCUCUCUCUCUCUCUCUCAGACAGUCUUCAGUGCUCGGUCGCCCCUCGCCGUCUCCUCUCCAGUGAUGGAUCACACAAACCACAUGAACCACAUGGACCACAUGAACCACAUGAACCACACCACGGGGGGCACCCACCCCCAUCACACCAUGGCCCCUCCCACCACAGGACAUGACCACGGAGGAGGAGGAGGAGACGAUGGGAACAAUGGAGGACAUGGGGGGAUGGCGAUGACCUUCUACUUUGGCUACAACAACGUGGAGCUGCUGUUCACCGGCCUGCUCAUCAACUCACCCGGAGAGAUGGUCGGGGCGUGUAUCGGCGUCUUCCUGUUGGCGGUCCUGUACGAGGGGUUAAAGAUGGGUCGUGAAGUGCUGCUGCGUCGCAGUCAGGUUAACGUACGCUACAACUCCAUGCCGCUCCCAGGGGCCGAUGGGACGGUGCUGAUGGAGACGCACAAGACGGUCGGGCAGCGGAUGCUAAGCCCCGCCCACUUCCUGCAGACCCUGUUGCACAUCGUUCAGGUGGUUGUCAGCUAUUUCCUGAUGCUCGUCUUCAUGACCUACAACGCCUACCUCUGCAUCGCCGUGGCAGCCGGCGCCGGCAUGGGUUACUUCCUGUUCAGCUGGCGGAAGGCGGUGGUCGUCGACAUCACCGAGCACUGCCAUUAGCCAAGCGUGCUAGUUAGCAUCGCGUCGGGAGGUUUGAUUUCUGCUGAUCACAAUCAAUAAAACUCUAACACUUAGACUCUGUGUUAGCACGCUAGCCGACCUGGAACUACAAAUGUAGUUCAUAAAACGAGACACUAAACUACAGAUGUCGCUAACAUGCACACUAACGUCUGAAGUUAGCGAUCAAUAAAUCCUCGUUUUGCAGAAAAUGACAAUGUUUUGGUUUUUUGUGAACUCCUGCCGGUGAGCGAGCCAGCCAAUCACAGCUCGGAUCACCCUCAGAGGUUUCUGAUUGGCCAAAUCACAUCUCACGUUUUUUUAGUGCCAUGACAACUGGAAGGUUAGUGCCAGCUGCUACUAGCAAAAAUGUUAGCAUACGUAGCUCACCCACGCUUUUAGUUAGCAUCGUUAGCAGCUCGUUAGAAGAGCGACCAAUCGUAAACCUGUAUUUAAACAUUUAUUUAGAAGAUAAUAUAUUCGGUCGUAGAUGUUUCACAUUAAAAUAACACUUUAGAAACAGAUUCUGCAUUUAUUAAAUAAAUAUGGUCGACGUGAAUCAGCUGACGAGCCGCUUCAUCAAUUAAAGAUCUUUAGAUUUUACUGAACGUAUGAAAUAUGACGUUUACAUGUUUCUCUUUAAAAUAAAGAAAUCAGCUCCUGUGAACAUCGAAUUUUCCAACAAAGUAUUAAUUUUUAUAAAAAUGGUUUUCAAAGGUUUCAAAAUAAAGGUGUUCAGAGCGUCUUUUUUUCCUGUUGGAGAACUCCUAUUGGUCCGUGAGCCGGCCAAUCAGAGCUCCGAUGUUUCACAGAACAUUAGAUUGUAAUUAUGCGAUCAUGAAACCUGGAGAUGCUUCUUCAGUUAAAUGAACCCGUUUAUAUUUUGAGAUCAGCUGUUUCCUGUUGCCGCCGUCGGCCUUAAACCCGACACCUGCUGCCUUAACGUGGCCGGCGAGCGUCCUGCUGACUCUGGAGGCCAGUCUUUGAACACGUCGGCGUGGAGGCGCCGCCGGUUUCACUUCAGGACAACUUGAAAUCUCUCGUGUCUUUGUGUAUCUGUGCGAGGAGCCAGCGACAGAUCUGAUGUCAGGAGGCGUCUGAUUGGCUCCUGAUGUCAGAUCUGAUGUCUACAGAUGUGAUUUAUUGUGAUUAUUGGUUUUGUUGUUUUUAAAGAUUCACUCUGUGAGGUAGGCGGAGUUUACGAACCGGACCAAUCAGGUUGCAGGGACAGAUUUCAUUUACUGGACAUUUUAUAGCCGAAACUGUUGAGUGACGGUGAAGGAAAGCGUCUGUGUUGGACGUCCUGUCCGUGUGAAUCUGAUCGUCUCUGAUGAAGAAUGAAGUUGAGUCUUGAUGUCUGAAGGAAACUGUUUUAGCAGAAUAAAUGUUUUAAAUGUCACAAUUGCUGUAAUCGUUGAAAAAAACACAGAAUAAAGUUUAUGAAGAAAA